This is a messenger RNA of Effrenium voratum, 1122 nucleotides long. The record is from the annotation of a GenBank genome assembly. NCBI's taxonomy places the organism in Eukaryota, Dinophyceae, Suessiales, Symbiodiniaceae.
AUGAGGCAAGACGGCCGCGGGGCUGUGUGCGCUGCUCACCCCAGCUUUCCGGUCAUUGCCGUCGGCACAGGCGCGGGCCUGGGCUUCUUCGACCAGAGCCUCCGGCUGCUGCAGCGGCUCGAGCUCCAGGUCCGGGAUCUCGCCUGGCACCCUCAGAGCUUGGCACUGGCGGUGCUGGAGGGGCAGCAGGUGCGGAUCUUCGCCUCGGACAGGCCCAGCGUGGCCUUUCGAUGCCACACCCUGACGCUGCCGUGGCCGGCCGCGGCAGUUUGCUUCGCUCCGGCGCAGCUUCUGCUGGGCGGAAGGGAGCUGUGCAACUGGCCCUGCCGCGUCUAUGGCCUGCACGUCAGCAGCGCAGCAGAAGGCGAGCUUUGGCCCUUGCCAGAGCCGGUUUCCGAGCUGCAGCUGGACAAUUCGGGACGCUUCAUAGCUUCUCUCCACGUUGGUGCUACGCUGCGCGUAUGGUGGGCCGACGAAGAGGGCGAUGCAGGCACUGGCCGCCGCCGUCGUGGAAGCAGUGGGUCCAUUAUGGACUGCCGCAGCGAGGUCAUACAGCGCGACUGCAUGGCUGCGCGCUGGGCACCAGCCAAGCGGCGUGGCGGUUGCCCGUCGCUGCUGGCCGCGCUCGGCAGGGACGGCAGCGUCACUGUUUGGCGCGAGUCCGCCUUCGACGAACUACCUUGCUUUGUGGCAGAGGCACGCUGGACAGACGCUUGCUACACAGCAUUUGGCUGGGUAGUGCCCGCCGACGGUGACGAAGAGUUUCAGGACGCCGAGGACAAAGUGCCACGGCCCACGAACCAUGGCGUCCAAGCGAGUGGGAGGAUGGGAUCGACGCUUUCGCUGGUGGCGCUGGGUGAGGAUCAGGAUGCUGUGCUGCUGAAGCUUGGAACGGGCAGUCGUAGAAAGGUAGGCCGACUGGAUGUGCUGCCACAGACCUUGUGCAGCAGCCAGGGAUCUUCCUGUGGAGGAGUUCUCUCCGUUCGCGAAGGGAGCGCGUUGGAUCUUUGGGUGUGCUCCCAAAGUGGAGACUUGCAGCGCUGGCGCCUUGGCGAUGCCAAGGUCUUUGUGGCGGCAGCAGGAGGUGCUGUGCCGCUCUCUUUGAUCCUGGAGGAGCUGUGA